AUGUUCCAGAAUCUCAAAGCCUCCAACAUCUCUAAGCUCCAGGUCUCUGAGUUCAUUCUGAUGGGUUUCCCAGGCAUUCAUAGCUGGCAGCACUGGCUCUCCCUACCCCUCGCGUUGCUUUACCUCUUAGCUCUCGGUGCCAACAUUCUUAUCCUGAUCGUCAUCAAUCAAGAGCCAUCAUUGCACCAGCCUAUGUACCAUUUCCUGGGCAUCCUGGCUGUGGUAGACGUGGGUCUGGCUUCCACUAUCAUGCCCAAGAUAUUGGCCAUCUUAUGGUUCAAUGCUAAGACCAUCAGUCUCCCUGAGUGCUUUCUGCAGAUGUAUGUCAUACAUUGUUUUAUGGGUAUGGAGUCAGGUGUCUUAGCCUGCAUGGCAAUAGACAGAUAUGUAGCCAUUUGUCGGCCACUACACUAUCUAUCAGUAAUUAGUGACUCUUUUGUGGUCAAAGCAACUGUGUUAAUGGCACUCAGAAACACCCUCACUACUAUGCCCGUGCCUGUAUUGGCUGCUCAGAGACUCUACUGCUCACAGAACCAAAUAGAACAUUGUGUGUGCUCUAAUUCUGGAGUCACAAAUCUAUCCUGUGAUGACAGGACAGUCAACAACAUCUACCAACUACUUCUGGCUUGGACAAUCAUGGUAUGUGAUUUGGGGUUGACUAUUUUCUCAUAUGCUUUGAUACUUCACUCUGUUCUGAAGCUGAACUCAGUAGAAGCUGCAUCCAAGGCCCUAACUACCUGCACAUCCCACCUAAUGCUAAUCCUAUUCUACUAUUCAGCUGUCAUUAUUAUUUCUGUCACUAACUAUGCAGCAGUGAGAGUGCCCAUCAUUCCAGUGCUACUCAUUGUACUAGAGAUUACCAUCCCUCCUGCCCUCAAUCCCAUGGUGUAUACACUCAAAAACAAAGAGCUCAGGCAGGCUUUAUACAAGCUUCUUAAACUACACAUCAACAGCAACUACUGA
Messenger RNA from Pteronotus mesoamericanus, 963 nucleotides. Its product is annotated as putative olfactory receptor 56B2. NCBI's taxonomy places the organism in Eukaryota, Metazoa, Chordata, Mammalia, Chiroptera, Mormoopidae. The record is from RefSeq and is a predicted model, not a curated record. Gene Ontology annotation, cellular component: plasma membrane. The coding region runs from base 1 to 963 and encodes 320 amino acids. Gene Ontology annotation, biological process: G protein-coupled receptor signaling pathway. Gene Ontology annotation, molecular function: G protein-coupled receptor activity; olfactory receptor activity. The transcript has a single exon.